GUAGGGUUGCGCCCUACACUCACUAAACGUGACUGCUCUUCUCAGCUCUGCGCUCGCUGCGUGUCUGCCAGAGGAAGUCACCGCCAUCAGCUUGAAUCUCGAAUUCAGUCUGCAGUCCCAUCAACAACAGCACAGCACAGAAGCAAUGGCCGACAAGUCCUCCAACCCCAUGCGCGAGCUGCGCAUCGAGAAGCUCACCCUCAACAUCUCGGUCGGCGAGUCUGGCGACAGACUUACCCGUGCCGCUAAGGUGCUUGAGCAGCUCUCCGGUCAGACCCCCGUCUACUCCAAGGCCAGAUACACCGUCAGAACUUUUGGCAUCAGAAGAAACGAGAGAAUCGCCGUCCACGUCACCGUCCGAGGACCCAAGGCUGAGGAGAUUCUUGAGCGUGGAUUGAAGGUCAAGGAGUACGAGCUCCGACGAAAGAACUUCUCGGAGACCGGCAACUUUGGCUUCGGUAUCUCUGAGCACAUCGAUCUUGGAAUCAAGUACGAUCCUUCUAUUGGUAUCUAUGGUAUGGACUUCUACGUCUGCCUCGCCCGCCCUGGAAUGAGAGUCGCUCGCCGCAAGCGUGCGUCGGCCAAGGUCGGUGCCCAGCACAAGAUUGCGCGGGAGGACAGCAUCAACUGGUUCAAGCAGAAGUACGACGCUAUUGUUUUGUCGAAGUAAAAAGUUUAUACAGCACGAAUUGUAUUUAUGUAAUAUUCAAUCUGGUCGAAAGUAGUCAGUGAAGUGGUGUUCAAGGAGUAGUAGAGUAGAAGAAGAAGUAGAAGUAGAAGUAGAAGUAGAGUAGUAGUAGCAG
This is a messenger RNA of Myxozyma melibiosi, 803 nucleotides long. Its product is annotated as ribosomal protein L5 domain-containing protein. Gene Ontology annotation, biological process: translation. Gene Ontology annotation, molecular function: structural constituent of ribosome; RNA binding. The transcript has 4 exons. Bases 146 to 670 code for a protein of 174 amino acids. NCBI's taxonomy places the organism in Eukaryota, Fungi, Ascomycota, Lipomycetes, Lipomycetales, Lipomycetaceae. The record is from RefSeq and is a predicted model, not a curated record. Gene Ontology annotation, cellular component: cytosolic large ribosomal subunit; ribosome.